Paramacrobiotus metropolitanus is the source of this 1593-nucleotide messenger RNA. RefSeq lists its product as uncharacterized. The record is from RefSeq and is a predicted model, not a curated record. The transcript is spliced from 5 exons. Bases 519 to 1127 code for a protein of 202 amino acids. Gene Ontology annotation, biological process: regulation of cell cycle. Lineage: Eukaryota; Metazoa; Tardigrada; Eutardigrada; Parachela; Macrobiotidae. Gene Ontology annotation, cellular component: nucleus; cytoplasm.
CGUACUCGUACCUUCCGUUGCGUCGAAAAAGCGGCACAGUAGUGCAUAGUGACACUGCAUACGUUUCGCUACGCCAUCACUACCGGGCACUUCAUCGAUCCGGCAGUUUUUGUCAUUUCCAGAACGAGGCUUGAGUUAUAGUGCAAGAUCAGUAUUACGGUAUAUGGCAUGGCUUGAGCUGUGCAUGCUAGCGUAUACGGAAUUUGCCGUAUUAAAUCGUAUGUAGGAUCCUACAUUGAUCGCGUUUGUUGUUUGUAUACCGUUUUGGCGAUAAACAGUGGUGUUUCCCUCUGUUAUCUAAAUGUAAAAUACGUUUUCACUAGACGAAUUUGCUUAUGGGUUAAGUUUAAACUGAUCUCUUCGAGUGGUUUUAAUUAUUAGUGUUAUUAUUAUGAUCGGCACGUGAUGAAGUAAAAAUUACACUUCUGUGACACGAAUACUGAUCGCCUGGAUUUUAUUGGUUUUGAUUAGAGUUACAUAUGUCAGCGCCCGUUGUAAUUCUGUUUUUGUUUUUUUAAAUGCAAGCCCAUUGCUUUUAUUUGAAUAUGGGGAUUGUAACAAAAUCCUUCGAUGUGGAGAAGAGCAACGCAACCUUGAGCAAUAAUGCCCCAGAACAAAAGCGAGAUGUUCCUGCCAAACGUUAUUCCUUACGAGUCAGCCUGAAAAAAGAUUGGGAGAGCAAUCUGGAGCGCGCCCUUUUGAGAAGUUUGUGCGUGGCCCGACAACAGUUCCGUAUCCGUAUGGGAUUGGCGCAAUGUUUACGGAUUCUCGAAUUUGACGCUCGAACGGUUUCCAUUUGUAUACUUCCAAUAAACGAGCACAACACAGACUCCUUAUCACAUGUCCAGAUUCUCCUUAUCGAAGCCUAUUGCAGCGAAAACAAGAUACCGCUGUUGAAGGUCCACUCCCCUGAAAAUUUGUGGAACAUAGUAAAAUACAAUAACGAAACCGACAUUGAAGAUGAAGAGGGAGGUUUCGAAGACGAAGACGAAGAGAGUGAUGAUGGAAUCGUGCUGAUAUUGGCUUCGCAGUAUGAAAGUCCAGAGGAUGACCUUUUACAUUCAGCCUACGAAAUCGCUGCAGCAGAAACGAACAGUCAUCCCAUUGUCCGUUUAGCUAGCGGAUGAAAACGCGUUCCCCUGACGCAACCGUUUCAUCAAUUCGUAUUCUCUCAUAUUAAGCGUAUGGCAUUGGCGCGGUAAUGCCUAUUUACCAAAAAGCCGAUCUGAAGCAGCAGUUAACAAUGCCGACGACGCUGUACACAAUGCAGAUGUGAUCAAGUGAUACAUGUUAAUAAUGUACCCGAGAAAUAGUGAUUCGGAUAUGUUGCGGGCUUUCGAGCAGAAUGAAGGAUGCAUGGAAAAGAUGUCUGUUAAAAAAUGUAUUGUUAUUAAAUAACUAUUGCUUCUGGCGUGUCCUUUCUGACGGAAGUUGCAGUACAAAUAUGUAAGGUUUCGUCGAAAUUGUUGCGGUUUAUGCAAGAAUACGUGCCUUUAGUUUGGAUCUACAGUUGUUUGAUUCUGUUAUUCGUGUAAGUGGUGACCACUGAUGCGCAGAAGCCGCUUCGCGAGCGAGAAAAUAAAGCAAAUCCCA